CAGGUACAGCGACUCUUCACAGCGGAAUAUAUUUUACAUUAAAUCUUCUUCAGCAGAAUGAGCAGAGACCCCGCGGACAGACAGACAGCUGUGUGAGCAGAGACCCCGCGGACAGACAGACAGGUUCCGGGUGACACACAGACAGACAGCUGUGAUGGGUGAAAACAUGAAGACGGAGCUGGUGAGCGCCAUCUACUUGCAGGAGGUGGAACUGCAGGAGAAACCAGCCGACAGCCAGCCCAACAACAACAAGAGCAACGUGUGUCCAGCAGACGAGACGUUUACCGUAGAAGACGCUGUGGAGAAAAUCGGCUUCGGUCGUUUUCACAUCCUCCUCUUCUUCAUCAUGGGGAGCGCCACCAUCUUAGAGGCGAUGGAGAUCAUGCUGUUAGCUGUCGUCUCUCCAGAGAUCAGGUGUGAGUGGCGUCUCAGCGACUGGCAGGUCGCCCUCGUCUCCACCAUGGUGUUCUUAGGGUUCAUGUUGUGUGGAGUUCUGUCUGGAUACAUCGCUGACAGAUACGGCCGCUGGAAGGUGGUGUUUGGAGGCUUUGUGUGGAGCGCCUACUUCUCUCUGCUCACAUCGUUUGCUCCUUCGUACGGCUGGUUCAUCUUCCUACGCAGCAUGGUGGGCUGUGGAGUCGCAGGAGUCUCCCAGGGGUUCGUGUUGAAGACUGAGUUCAUCCCGGCCAAGUACCGAUCCAUCCUGCUGCCUCUGGCCUCGGUGUUCUGGAUGCUGGGCUCCAUGCUGAUCAUCGUGUUGGGGAUGGUCGUGGUCCCCUCGAUGGGCUGGAGGUGGAUGAUCCGGAUCUCUGUCACCCCGAGCAUCAUACUCCUCUUCCUCUUCAAGUUCAUCCCUGAGUCAGCGAGGUAUAACGUGUCAGCAGGAAACGUUGAGGCGGCGGUGGAAACUCUGCAGAGAAUCGCCAGAAUGAACCGAGCGUCUCUUCCUCCGGGACGCCUGGUGGAGUCGGUUGUGAGCGAGAGAGGCAGCUGGAGGAUGCUGCUCAACUCUUCCUUCAGACGGACGUCUCUGCUGCUCUGGUACACGUGGUUCGUGGCCUCCUUUGCGUACUACGGCUCGGUUCUGAGCAGCUCGGAGCUGCUGGAGAAGAACUUGUUGUGCGUGACCAACGCUGACGGCGAGCAUCGGGUCAAACCGCGGCAGGACGGCGGGCGGUGUUACUGCAUCCCGUUCCACUUCAACGACUACCAGACGCUGCUCAUCAGCUGCCUCGGAGAAGUCGCUCUGGUCCCAGUAAACAUCUGUCUACUCAACGUUUUGGGACGGAAGUUAAGUCUGACUGUGCUGCAGCUGGUGUCGGCCACUUUGUUCAUGAUGCUCAACAUCUGCACCACAAUGUUUGGCUUCACCGUGCUGCUGUUCCUGCUCCGCUCUCUGGUCUCCAUGAACUUCACUGUGGUUUAUAUUUACACCGCCGAGGUGUACCCGACGGCCGUGCGCUCGUUGGGGAUGGGUUUCUGCACGUCGUUCAGUCGCAUCGGAGGAAUGAUCGCUCCGUUUAUCGCUCAGGUGCUGAUGUCCGAGUCAGUGAUCCUGGCGCUCUCUCCGUUCGCCGCGGCGUGUGUUAUCUGCGCGCUAGGAAACUUUCUGCUGCCGAUAGAAACUCGAGGACGAGCUCUUCUGCAAACGUCUUGAUGAACAAACCGUUACUGUUUUAUAAUUGUUACAUUUUUAUGUAAAGAUAAUAAAUUUGUUACUUUUA
Molecule: messenger RNA, 1724 nt
Organism: Perca flavescens (yellow perch)
Lineage: Eukaryota; Metazoa; Chordata; Actinopteri; Perciformes; Percidae
Gene: svopl
Product: SVOP-like
Exons: 16
Coding region: 155-1657 (500 amino acids)
Biological process (GO): transmembrane transport
Cellular component (GO): membrane
Molecular function (GO): transmembrane transporter activity
Source: RefSeq, a predicted model, not a curated record